This is a messenger RNA of Fusarium pseudograminearum CS3096, 1590 nucleotides long. RefSeq lists its product as uncharacterized. The transcript has 5 exons. Gene Ontology annotation, biological process: cytoskeleton organization; regulation of adenylate cyclase activity. Bases 1 to 1590 code for a protein of 529 amino acids. Gene Ontology annotation, molecular function: adenylate cyclase binding; actin binding. The record is from RefSeq and is a predicted model, not a curated record. Gene Ontology annotation, cellular component: cytoplasm. Lineage: Eukaryota; Fungi; Ascomycota; Sordariomycetes; Hypocreales; Nectriaceae.
AUGGCGGUUAAUAGUCAGAUGCACAACUUGACUACGCUGAUCAAGCGACUCGAGGCUGCAACUUCUCGCCUUGAAGACAUCGCUUCCGCAACCGAUCCGCCCGCCGAUACCAAUGUUCUGAACCAGGCCAUCCCCUCUCCUCUCAACCCCUCCUCGGCCGCUCCCCCUCCGGCUCCCACGUCUAAUGCCGCAAAGCCCGAACCUGAAGCUGAAGCUGAGCCGCUUCCUGAAUCUAUUGAGGAAUUCGAUGCUUUCCUAAACACCUCCGUCGAGAACUAUGUUAAGCUCAGUCACCAGAUCGGCGGGCUCGUUGCUGAACAGGCCUCCCUUGUCAAGACUGGUUUCCAGGAACAGCGCAAGUUUCUUUUGAUAUCUACCAAGGCAAAGAAGCCUGAUCUAUCUGGUGCCGGUAUGCCCGUCUUCCAGGAUCUUAUUAAGCCAAUCAACGAGGCACUUAUGGCUGUCACCGAGCUCAAGGAUAGCAACCGCCCCAGCCCCUUGAUCACACAACUGAGCACUGUUUCUGAGGGUAUCAUGGUUCUCGCUUGGGUCACUGUUGACGCUCGUCCCUUUAAGCAUGUGGACGAGUGCCUAGGCGCGGCUCAGUUCUUCGGUAACAGGGUCCUCAAGGAGUACAAGGAGAAAGACCCUAAGCAGAUCGAGUGGGUCCAGAGCUUCUACCAGGUGUUCCGUGAUCUCUCCGAUUAUGUUAAGCAAUAUUUCUCAACGGGUAUCCCAUGGAACCCUCAGGGACAAUCUGUCCAGGAAGUCUUACAGUCGCUGUCUGGCGACUCCGCGCCUUCUCCUGCUCCUGCUCCUCCUGCUGGGGGAGCACCCCCACCCCCACCUCCCCCUGGACCUCCUCCUGUUUUGGAUAUCAAGACACAGGAAGCCCCCGCGGCUGCGCCGUCUGGCGGUCUGGGUGCCGUCUUCUCCGAACUCAACAAGGGCGACGCUGUUACCAAGGGCUUGCGCAAGGUGGACAAGUCUGAAAUGACUCACAAGAACCCAUCCCUUCGAAGUGGUUCCACGGUUUCUACUGGCCAGAGGGGCAAGAGCCCUGCUCCUGGCAAGAAGCCCAAGCCCGAGAGCAUGCGUAUCAAGAAGCCUUCAAAGAAGGAGCUUGAGGGCAACAAGUGGACUAUUGAAAACUUUGAGAAGGAAGCCGAGCCUAUCGAAAUCGAAGCUUCCUUGACACAGUCGGUUCUCAUCAGUCGUUGCAACAACACCACUGUCAUCGUCAGGGGCAAGGCCAACCAGGUGACUGUCGAGAACUCCACUCGAUUAUCAUUGAUUGUUGACACCCUUGUGUCAACCGUCGACGUUGUCAAGGCUCAGAACUUCGCUCUUCAGGUCAUGGGCACCAUCCCUACCGUUAUGCUGGACCAGAUCGACAGCGCACAAAUCUACUUCAGCAAGGAGAGCAUAGGAACCAAGGUCUUUACAAGCAAGUCGGCGGGCAUCAACCUCAACGUCAUCUCUGGCGAGGACGAAGACUACAAGGAGGUGCCUCUACCCUCGCAAAUCUGCUCUUACUACGACGAGACCAAGGGAGACUUGGUCAACGAAAUUGUGGCUCACGCCGGUUAA